Molecule: messenger RNA, 606 nt
Organism: Phytophthora sojae
Lineage: Eukaryota; Oomycota; Peronosporomycetes; Peronosporales; Peronosporaceae
Exons: 1
Coding region: 1-606 (201 amino acids)
Biological process (GO): positive regulation of TORC1 signaling
Cellular component (GO): lysosomal membrane
Source: RefSeq, a predicted model, not a curated record
AUGAAAGCCGGCGCCGCCGCGGGCAGCAGCAGCACGUACGAGCCGACGGUGUACACGCUGCUGCUCACGGGCAUGUGCCUGCUGCUGGCGCUGUUCCUGCUGACGCGGCUGCUGGUGGCGGUGCGUAACAAGAACAAGCUGCUGGCCUGGUCCACGGGCUUCCACGUGCUGUGUCUGCUCUGGACGGGCGUGCGCGCCGCCUACUGGAUCAUCAUGUCGAUGCAGUCGAGCAUGCGCUACCUGACGCUCUACCUGCUCUACUGGUCGCCCACGCCCAUCCAGUUCGCCAACUUCUCGCUGCUCAUCCUGUUCUACAUCCAGGUGCUCACGGGCCCGGAGUGGCGCUCCAAGUGGCGCAACGUCUGCCUGCCGCUCUACCUGCUGCUGACCAUGACCAUGACCACGUUCACGGUCGUCUGGGCCUUCAACUCGUCCAACGACAUCUCCAAGGCCACGCGGCGCGGGGACGAGUACGACCAGGAGUUCUCCAGGGUCUCCGACGUCAGCGUGCAGCUCAAGUACUCGGCCUUCUGCUUUUUCCUGCUCAGCGUGCUCUUCGGAUUCUUCGGCUGGAAAAUGGCCAAUGUGCGUGGAAUUUGCUGUUAA